Molecule: messenger RNA, 2734 nt
Organism: Ipomoea triloba (trilobed morning glory)
Lineage: Eukaryota; Viridiplantae; Streptophyta; Magnoliopsida; Solanales; Convolvulaceae
Product: probable transcription factor PosF21
Exons: 5
Coding region: 1219-2511 (430 amino acids)
Biological process (GO): regulation of DNA-templated transcription
Cellular component (GO): nucleus
Molecular function (GO): DNA-binding transcription factor activity
Source: RefSeq, a predicted model, not a curated record
AUCCCUAAUCCCUAUCUUGCGGUUUCUUCUCCUUCCUCGCCUAAAUGCCUAAUUGGCUAUUUCCCUAGCGAUCUCCAGUCCUCCAUUAGCGACGCCAGUCUGCAACCUCCACAAGCGACGCUCGUCUGCGACCUCCACCAGCGACGCCCGUCUGCGACCUCCACCAGCGGCGCCAACCUGCAAGGUUGCGACCAGCGACGCCGACCUGCGAGGCUGCGACCAGUGAGUCUCAUCAACAGGCGAGUAGGCGACGGCGAGAAUCGAGUCUUCGACCAGCGACCUCGACGUACCAGCACCGAGUCUCUACUACAGCCACAGCCGCUUGAGUGUGUUCCUGCGUGUCUCUACUACAGCGAGUCUCUACUUCGACCUGCGACCUCAACCAGCUCCGCGUGAGUUCCUGACUCCGUGAGAACCGAGACUUCCGAGAGGCGAGACUGCUACCGCUACCGCUUUGAUUUGGUUGUGAAUAUUGUUUUGAUUAAUUGUGAUUGCUACUGUCUGCUAGUGUGUGAAUAUUGUGUGAAUAUGAUUAUUGUCCUUAUUUGUCAAAUAUAUUAACCAAUUUAAUGAUUUAUGGAUAAUUUUCUAAGAGGUUGAAUCUGAUUGUGCAUUAGUUUUGUGUAUUCUGGUUAUGAGUCUUCUGCAGAUUCUGGUUUUCAAUUUCUCAGCAAGAAUUGAAAGAUGAAUGAAAAUGAGAUAUGUUUCAAAAAAAAAAAAGAGAUUGUAGAAUAAGCUAGUCGGCGUAAGCUCUUUUUCUUCUUUCUUUAUCAUUUUAACUCGCUUUCUUGCUUUUAAAAAUAUAAGUUCCUCUCUCGUAUCUGGAAUUCACGCGUCUCCUUCUCUUCUCAGUUGAUCAGUAUUUCUGCACUGUUCUCUUGAAUAGAUAAAAUUUUUCAGAUAUAUAUUUGGAGUUUUUGUUCUUUUUCCCGUUCCACUGAUUUUACAAGUGUUUCUCUACAUUUCUAGGGCUGAAUUUGGUGAAGGAACUUCUAUCUGUGUGUUUGUAUGAAGUGAUAUCUUGGGCGCUUCUUGAAUACCCACCCUUUUGAUAGUUUGGGGGCAAGAAAGCAAGCUGUUCAAGUUACGGGUAGCAGAAACGGAGUUCUUAGUUUGAAUUAGUCUUUGAGUGUUUUGAUAUUUAUUGGGCAUUAGGGUUUGUCAAGCUAUUUUGCUCAGGUGUUGGAAUUUUAGGGUUGGGUUUGGAGAAUUUAGUGUAUGGAUGAUAAAUCUUCAGGCCAUGGAGGGGGUUUGUUGCCUCCAUCAGGGAGAUCUUCGGUGUUCUCACCACCUUGUAGUAAUAUCAAUGUAAAGUCAGAGCCAUCUGGAUCUUUCAGUUUGCCCCCAUUAGGGCCAUCCGCGGGUGCUUCUGAAUCAGGCCAUUUUGGUAUUGGGAGGCCAUCAGAUUCUAGCCAGUUUAGUUAUGAUAUUAGCUGUAUGCCUGAUAACCCGCGGAAGCAUAUGGGCCAUCGACGUGCACAUUCAGAGAUUCUUACACUUCCUGAUGACAUCAGUUUUGAUAGUGAUCUUGGUGUUGUUGGUGGAUUUGAUGGACCAUCUUUGUCGGAUGAGACUGAGGAGGACCUGUUCUCUAUGUUCCUUGACAUGGAUAAGAUUAAUGCAUCAUCUGCAACUUCUGCAUUCCAAGCGGGCGAGUCAUCUUCUUCGGGAGCUAUGGCUUCAGGCUCAUCCCAAACUCUAGCAUCUGGAUCAUUGAUGCCAACGUUUGAGAAUGUUAGUCCUGCUGUUAGCGAGAGGCCAAGAGUUAGACAUCAGCAUAGCCAGUCUAUGGAUGGUUCAACAACUAUCAAGGCAGAAAUGCUCACAUCGGGUUCGGAAGAGCAAUCUCCUGCUGAAUUAAAAAAAGCCAUGUCUGCUGCCAAGCUUGCUGAGCUUGCCCUUAUUGACCCAAAGCGUGCAAAAAGGAUUUGGGCCAACAGGCAAUCCGCUGCUAGAUCAAAGGAAAGGAAAAUGAGAUAUAUAGCUGAGCUUGAAAGAAAGGUCCAGACUCUUCAAACAGAAGCUACUUCAUUGUCUGCUCAGUUGACCUUGUUGCAGAGAGAUACCAAUGGUUUGACUGCGGAAAACAGUGAACUUAAAGUGCGCUUGACAACGAUGGAACAACAAGUGCACUUGCAAGAUGCCUUAAAUGAUGCUCUGAGAGAGGAGAUACAGCAUCUGAAAGUGUUAACUGGGCAAGGCAUGGCAAAUGGUGGAGCUAUGAUGAACUUUCCUCCCUCGUCUGCUGGAGCAAAUCAAAAUCAACAAUUUUAUCGCAACAAUCAAGCCAUGCACACAUUGUUAACAACGCAACAGUUCCAGCAGCUCCAAAUAAAAUCGCAAAAGCAACUUCACUCAUAUCAGCAGCAGCAUCAACUGCACCAAUUGCAACAACUGCAGCACCAUCAGCCUCAGGAACAACAUUUGCACCAAUCCGGAGACAUGAAGCUGAGAAAUCCAUUAUCUGUGAGUGGUCAGAGCGAGAAUCCUUCAGAUGGCAGUAGUGCUUGAAGCAUUGAAGAUGUAAAGCAUUGUAGUAGGAUUGGUCUAUCUCCAGAAACUCCAUCUAUAUUUUAGUUGUACUUAGGAUCCCAUUGAAUUUUAGGUGAUUAAAUUGUUAAAUUCUUAUUCAUUUGACCUUUUGUUGUGUACUUAAAUACUGAACCUUCUUAUGGUAGUCCUGUUGUAUGACAGAAUUGUCGUUUCCUCUACAAUACUAGUUGAGUUGGAAAUA